AUGAAGGAACUACCACCAUUAUGUGAAAUGAAGGAACUACAACUAUUAUGUGAGAUGAAGGAACUACCACCAUUGUGUGAAAUGAAGGAACUACAACCAUUAUGUGAGAUGAAGGAACUACCACCAUUGUGUGAGAUGAAGGAACUACAACCAUUAUGUGAGAUGAAGGAACUACCACCAUCGUGUGAAAUGAAGGACCUACAACCAUUAUGUGAGAUGAAGGAACUACCACCAUUGUCUGAGAUGAAGGAACUACAACCAUUAUGUGAGAUGAAGGAACUACCACCAUUAUGUGAAAUGAAGGAACUACAAUUAUUAUGUGAGAUGAAGGAACUACCACCAUUGUGUGAGAUGAAGGAACUACAACCAUUAUGUGAGAUGAAGGAACUACCACCAUUGUGUGAGAUGAAGGAACUACAACCAUUAUGUGAGAUGAAGGAACUACCACCAUCGUGUGAAAUGAAGGACCUACAACCAUUAUGUGAGAUGAAGGAACUACCACCAUUGUCUGAGAUGAAGGAACUACAACCAUUAUGUGAGAUGAAGGAACUACCACCAUCGUGUGAAAUGAAGGACCUACCACCAUUAUGUGAGAUGAAGGAACUAUACCACCAUUAUGUGAGAUGA
Procambarus clarkii (red swamp crayfish) is the source of this 627-nucleotide messenger RNA. Its product is annotated as arf-GAP with SH3 domain, ANK repeat and PH domain-containing protein 1-like. Lineage: Eukaryota; Metazoa; Arthropoda; Malacostraca; Decapoda; Cambaridae. The record is from RefSeq and is a predicted model, not a curated record.